CAGCUACCUGUGCAGGCGCACACCUUUGGCUAUAAAAGGUGCACGCCGUGAGGCAGAGAGCAGCAUUCGCUAGAAUAUUGUUGCAAUCUAAACAACACGACCAGAGCAAAAAAAGCGAGAGUAAUAGUUCUAAAUUUUAAUAAGAAAUUUAUUUACCAAACGAACGUGAGAAACAACAACUACGGAAAUGGCUACGCAACAAAACGCCAGUUUCUUCUCAAUACCCGUUUUCCAUUCGUCAUCUGAGUUUCGCGUAAACACAGCAUACUUCUCCAAGGAGGAUCUAUCGCUCUUCGUCGAGAACUUGGAGACCAUAGAAAAUCUGAAACGCAAAGAGCGCCAACGCUUCGAGGAGCAAAUACGUGAGACGCGCACAAUACUGGAGAACGCACUGCAAAUCGCCACACAGCCAAGCAAUGUGGGCUGCAUGCCAAGUCCCACAUCAUCAGUGAAUGAAGAAUUGCGUUCUUUAUGCAUUGCGAGAGAAACGCCGCGAUGUAACCGCAAACUGCAACCAGAAUCGCCAAUCGAACGCCAAGAACUGCAGCCAAAACGUCCAAUCUCAAUGCGCCGAUCCUCGGACGAGGAAGAGACUUACUUCAGCGAUGCCAAUGCAAGCCCGGAUCGCACACCAGUUAGUACGGCGAAAAAACCACGCUUACUGUUUGCCCCAUCACCGAGAGCACUAAAAGAUAACAAUUCCGGUUCGGAUUCUGAAGAGUCUGGCAUAUAUCCACUAGCUGACACGCCACAACAAAAACCAUUCCGUUCACGCACGAACGCAUUGGCCGAGAAGCCGAAAAUAUCGACCGGCUCACGCAUACUUGCUUUACUGCUGCGGCGCGAGAUCUUAAAGAAUCAACAAAAAGAUCAACCUGAGGAAAUAGUACGCAUCAAAAAAGCUGCCUCCAAUCUCAAUGUCAGCAAGGAGCAUGAAGAGCACGAUUUCCACGAGUUCAUCAAGCAGAAAUACAAGCGUUUCGCCUUACGUUAUAUACGCAAAAUGAAGAAGCACGUCGUGGUCGAGGAAGAACCGGAAAAGCCCAGCGACUUGGAGAUGUUGGACAAAGCGCUGCGCUACAUGACAUUGUAAGACAAACUAGACAUACACGUAUGCAGUAGCAAACGUGUACAUACGAAAGAUUCCACGGCAAUCUCCAAGACAUGACGCACUUUUCGUAUGAUAAAGAAGACUAAUGGACAAAUGGACGAAAAGAGCAAAACGGACAAGGACAACAAGGCGAAAUUAUUAUUAGAAACAAUGAUGGUUAUGGAAAUUAUAUUUAUUACU
Bactrocera latifrons is the source of this 1291-nucleotide messenger RNA. RefSeq lists its product as uncharacterized. The record is from RefSeq and is a predicted model, not a curated record. Lineage: Eukaryota; Metazoa; Arthropoda; Insecta; Diptera; Tephritidae. The transcript has a single exon. The coding region runs from base 188 to 1093 and encodes 301 amino acids.